GAACAGAUCACUCGUCGGCCCGAUUGGUCCCCUAUUUUGCGUGGCAAAAAGCCGCAAGACCCGCGGUUCCCUGAUGCGUUAUACUAACGGGCGCAAAAUUGGAAAGCCAUCCUCAUUUUAUUUUGAGAAGGCAGUCCAUACUCCCGACAGCACUGAGGCCUUCGUUCAGUUCUUCAACGAUGAACGCAGAAAUAAAAACUGUGUCUUUGAUUGUGGCUACAGUUGCGUAAUUGGGCAAAGGGAAUGGGGGUGGGAGGCCACUUCUGGGACCUCCUUAAACCCUACGCUCGAUCCGAAGGGUUCGACUUCCUUAGAGACAAACGGAUAGCUGUCGAUCUCUCCUUCUGGAUCGUUCAGCACGAAACCGCCGUCAAAGCCGCUGCCCGCCACCCCCAUCUCAGACUCACCUUCUUCCGCACCAUUAACCUCUUCUCUAAGUUUGGGGCAUUUCCCGUGUUUGUUGUGGACGGAACCCCGUCACCAUUGAAGUCUCAGGCAAGGAUUGCUCGGUUCUUGCGUGCUUCUGGUGUUGAUUUGUCGAGUUUGCCGCUGGCGGGGGAGGGCGUUUCUGUGGAAAGGAAUGGAGCGUUUAUGAAAUGUGUUCAAGAAUGUGUGGAGCUGCUUGAACUUCUUGGAAUGCCCGUACUGAAAGCAAAAGGUGAAGCUGAAGCCCUUUGCGCUCAAUUAAAUAGCGAAGGUCAUGUAGAUGCUUGCAUCACAGCAGACAGUGAUGCAUUCCUCUUUGGGGCUAAAUGUGUGAUAAAAAGCCUCCAUCCUAACUGCAGAGAACCAAUUGAAUGUUAUCACAUAUCAGAUAUUGAAGCUGGUCUUGGGCUGAAGAGGAAACAGUUGAUAGCUAUCUCUCUUAUGGUUGGAGUCGACCAUGAUUUAAAUGGUGUGCAGGGGAUUGGGCUUGAUACAGCUCUUCGUUUUGUCCGGAAUUUUGAUGAAGACGAGAUUUUGAAUAGAUUACAUGAAAUAGGGCAUGGGGAUAUGCUGCUCUUUCAGGAUGAUAUAAAUUCUGCAUCUGAUUUUAUUCCCAGUUCAGGUGUGAGCUCACCGAGGAUAAAAAAUCCCCACUGCUCCCUCUGUGGGCAUCCAGGCAGCAAGAAAUCCCAUUACAAGUUUGCUUGUGAGCAUUGCAAGACUAAUGCUACAGAAGGCUGCAUCAGAAAACCUGUAGGGUUCAGAUGUGCUUGCUUUUCCUGUGAUGCGGACAGGAAAGAAAAGGAACUGAAGAAGCAUGAAAAUUGGCGGAUCAAAGUUUGCAAAAAAAUUUCCAUGCAGCAUAAUUUCCCAAAUGAUGAGAUCAUUGACAUGUAUUUGAGCAGCCAUCAUGGUUAUUUUUGUGCAAAUGAUGGCCCUUGUCUAUCAUGGGAAAGCCCAAAAAUGGAAAUGUUGGUUGAUUUCUUAGCUUAUCAUCAGUUGUGGGAGCCAUCUUAUAUUCGCCAGAGAAUGCUCCCCAUGUUGUCUACCAUUUUCUUGAGAGAAAAGGCUUCAAAUCCAACCAAAUCUUUGUUAAUUGGACAGUAUGAGUUUGAUUCAAUUUUGCGUGUGAAGAUAAGAUUUGGACACCCGUUUUAUUUGGUCAAGUGGAAGAAAGCUGCUUCCACAAAAGGCAGCAUUUCCCAUACAACAUUUAUUCAAGAAUCUGAUGAUAUCCAUUGUGAAGAGGUUAUGGAAAUUAAUGAAUCUGUUGAUCUAUUGGAUGAACCUGACGGCCUCCAGGUUCAUGUUGAUGAUGGCUGCUGGUUUUUGCUGACUGAUGAAAAUACAGAGCUAGUUCGUGGUGCUUUCCCAGGAGAAGUAAAAAGAUUUUUGGAUGAAAAGGAACUGAAAGAACUGAAAAGAAGGAAGAAAUCGGUUCUGAGUUCUGACGAGGCUCAUGGAAGUUCAGGAUCACCAAAAUCUAGAGGGGUUCAGUUGAAUAUUACUGAAUUUUACCGUUCAACCAAAGCAAGUUUUCAGGAAAAGCAUGGAGAAAGUAUAGCUGAGAAUUCUGCCAAUCAGGGUACCUGGACCUCCAAAGAAAAGAGGAAAGCAUCAAGUCCGAACGUACCCAAGUCUGUUCGGCGUCGUCUUCUGUUUGACUAGGUGGUGUGCAUUAAGAUUUGCGUCUAGGCCUCAAACUGGCAGUUGCCAUCUCAUGGGAAAUUUUGUGGGUAGAAAUCAGCUUGACAUGAUAUAGGCUGGGUUUCUGCCUUCUUCGCGAAGCAAAAUACCUGCAUUUUGACAUGUUUCUGUAGUAUAAUUUUAUGCAGUGUGCCGCAUCCUUUUUCUAAGUUGUACAUAUUGUCAUUUUAUUACAGUGUUACAGCAAUAAAUAGUAAUGUUUAUGCA
Molecule: messenger RNA, 2340 nt
Organism: Malania oleifera
Lineage: Eukaryota; Viridiplantae; Streptophyta; Magnoliopsida; Santalales; Ximeniaceae
Product: flap endonuclease GEN-like 1
Exons: 8
Coding region: 244-2094 (616 amino acids)
Biological process (GO): pollen development
Molecular function (GO): 5'-flap endonuclease activity
Source: RefSeq, a predicted model, not a curated record